Messenger RNA from Passer domesticus (house sparrow), 7668 nucleotides. It is a transcript of the gene CTNNA3, whose product is annotated as catenin alpha 3. Bases 131 to 2578 code for a protein of 815 amino acids. Gene Ontology annotation, molecular function: beta-catenin binding; actin filament binding; cadherin binding. The record is from RefSeq and is a predicted model, not a curated record. Gene Ontology annotation, biological process: cell-cell adhesion; cell migration. The transcript has 18 exons. Gene Ontology annotation, cellular component: fascia adherens; adherens junction. Lineage: Eukaryota; Metazoa; Chordata; Aves; Passeriformes; Passeridae.
UCCUGAAAUACACUGGGAGCUUGUCAGGCCGUGCCUUGCAGAUGCCUCAGGAGCUCAUAGUGAGCCAGGGCAGUCGCACUGAAGUUCCUAACACAAGGAAAUCACAUACACAGUUGCUUUAGUGCUGCAUAUGGACCAUAUGUUUUCUAGCAUAGGUGAGAUGUCAACACAAGCGCCAAACAUUAAACUGAAAAUUGAUCCUCGGAAUCUGCAGAUCCAGACAUUUACAGUGGAGAAAUUACUGGAACCACUGAUAAUUCAGGUUACAACAUUAGUGAACUGUCCACAGAAUCCUUCUAGUAAGAAAAAGGGUCGUUCCAAAAGAGCUCGUGUCUUGCUUGCUUCUGUGGAAGAAGCCACUUGGAAUCUGCUGGACAAGGGAGAAAAAAUUGCCAAGGAAGCAGUUGUGUUCAAAGAGGAACUUCAUGCAGCACUCGCUGAUGUGCGGAAAGAGAGUGGGGCCCUGCAGGUGUCAGCAGAGGCGUUCACCAGCGAUCCCUGCUCGCUGCCCCGGAGGCAGGCUGUUGUGCCAGCCGCUCGCUCCCUGCUGGCCGCCGUCACCAGGCUCCUCGUUCUGGCCGACAUGGUGGACGUGGCCUAUCUGCUGCAGCACCUGACUGUGUUUCAAAGAACAUUUGAAUCUUUGAAAAGUGUAUCCAGUAAAUCUGAUCUACAGAAAACCUACCAAAAGUUUCAAAAAGAUCUGGAAAAUCUUGAUUACUUGGCAUACAAACGUCAGCAGGAUUUGAAAUCUAGCAAUCAGCGAGAUGAAAUUGCUGCAGCACGUGUAUCCCUGAAGGAAAAUUCUGCUUUCCUACAUUCAAUAUGUUCAGCUUGUUUGGAACAUUCAGAUGUUGCAUCCCUUACAGCCAGCAAGGAUUCAAUUUGCAAUGAAAUACAGAAUGCUCUCAAUGUAAUUUCUAAUGCUUCCCAAGGAGUUGGAAAUAAAGUGGAGCAACCUGCAUCUCGCACAGCUACUCUUGGAAGUGCACUUGAUGAGCUUGAGAAUUUAAUAGCCCUGGAUCCUCUGGUAGUGAGCGAAGAGAAGGUGAGGCCGUCCCUGGAGCAGCGGCUGGAGGCGAUCAUCAGCGGGGCCGCGCUGCUGGCCGACUCCUCGUGCACGCGGGACUCGCACCGCGAGCGCAUCAUCGCCGAGUGCAGCGCCAUCCGCCAGGCCCUGCAGGAGCUGCUGGCCGAGUACCUGCGCUCCACUGACAAGGCAGAGAGAAGCAAUGCCCUGAAUGUUGCCAUAGACAGCAUGUGCAAGAAGACCAGAGACCUCCGCAGACAGCUCCGGAAAGCCAUUAUAGAUCACAUCUCAGACUCCUUCUUAGACACCACAGUUCCACUGCUAGUUCUCAUUGAAGCUGCUAAAAAUGGAAGAGAGAAAGAAAUAAAGGAAUAUGCUUCUAUAUUUCGAGAACAUACCAGCAGGCUUGUGGAGGUUGCCAAUCUUGCUUGUUCGUUGUCAACAAAUGAAGAUGGAACGAAAAUUGUCCAAAUGGCAGCAAAUCACAUUGAGACUUUGUGCCCACAGGUUAUUAAUGCUGCUUUAGCUCUUGCUGCCAGACCAAAAAGUCAAGUUGUGAAAAACAACAUGGAGAUGUAUAGGAGUACAUGGGAGAAUCACAUCCGUGUCCUUACUGAAGCUGUGGAUGAUAUAACAAGUAUUGAUGAUUUCCUUGCUGUAUCAGAGAGCCACAUCCUGGAGGACGUGAACCGCUGCAUCGUGGCGCUGCGGGAGCAGGACGCCGAGGGCCUGGACCGCGCCGCGGGCGCCAUCCGUGGCCGCGCUGCCAGGGUCGCGCACGUCGUGGCCGGGGAGAUGGAGAACUACGAGCCAGGAGUGUACACCCAGGGGGUCAUGGGGCACGUGCAGCAUCUCUCCGGGGCUGUGAUUCCAGAGUUUAUUAGUCAAGUAAAUAUUGCAUUGGAGAGCUUAAGCAAGAACACAGUGCAUCUGUUUGAUGACAACCAGUUUGUUGACAUUUCCAAGAAGGUGUAUGAUACGAUUCACAACAUCAGGUGCUCUGUCAUGUUGAUUCGGACGCCCGAGGAGCUGGAGGACGUGUCCGACCUGGAGGAGGAGCAGGACGCCCGCAGCCGCACCAGCGUGCAGACCGAGGGCCGGACCGACCGGGCCAAGAUGACUCAAUUGCCAGAAGCUGAAAAGGAAAAGAUAGCUGAGCAAGUGGCUGACUUCAAAAAAGUUAAGAGUAAGCUUGAUGCAGAGAUUGAAAUCUGGGAUGAUACCAGCAAUGACAUAAUUGUUCUCGCCAAGAGGAUGUGUGUGAUUAUGAUGGAGAUGACUGACUUCACAAGGGGAAGAGGCCCACUGAAGCACACGUCGGAUGUCAUCAACGCCGCCAAGGUGAUCUCGGAGUCGGGCUCGCGCAUGGACGUCCUGGCGCGGCUCAUCGCUGACCAGUGCCCAGACCAGUCGUGCAAACAGGAUUUACUGGCUUACCUAGAACAGAUCAAGCUGUACUCCCACCAGCUCAAGAUCUGCAGCCAGGUUAAAGCAGAGAUCCAGAAUCUCGGCGGAGAGCUCAUCAUGUCUGCAGGCCUGUUUUUCUAAAAAGGAGAUUUUUAAAAUCCUCUCUGGAAGGGAAAGCAGCAGUGUUGGGGAGAGACCGAGCUAUCUGCCUGGCUAAGCAUCUGCUUCAUUAUGGUGUUGCACAGGAACAAUUUUGCAGCCCUUAAUGUAAGUUGUUUAUCAUUUAACUUGGACACAGGCCUGGCCUAAUUAUAGAACUCAGUUUCAGUUCUUUGAAUCCUGCUUAGCCUGAAGCAGACUCUAGUAAUGGUUAGUUUUCAGUCCAUUAGAUUCAAUUUCCCCACCUGAAAAAUGGGUAAAACAUGGAACAGACUCCAGACACCCUGCAGUGUUUAAUGCAAUCACUGGAUGGACACACAAACAUAGAUAACCAAUGGAACAGCCACGUUUCUAGGAAAACUCAGUUCCUUGGAAAGAAACUCAAGCAGUGAAGCUGUUUUCCUUAGGCCACAUCCAUGGGGAUGAAACCUCUCCAGUAUCGCAGAGUGAGAGCAUGGUGAAGCAGAAACGAGCAAAACACUGAGGGAACAGUUCCCAGAGAAAAGAAUCACAAUGGCAAGGUUCCCUUUGGCUCAUUUCCCACCUAAGCUGUACUGGAGUUGAAUCUGUGACAGGGUCUGAGUGUCUUCUGUCAGCUGCAUGAGCAUACAUGGCAGGUAACCAAGUGCUUCCAGUUCUAGCUUUGCUGUGCCUUUCUUGGACACCUGUUUUCUGGUGCCACUGUUAGACCAAGAUCUCCAUUUCCACUAAAAAGAAAUUAACUACUUUGAGUGGGAAAAAAGGGGAGGCUCAGAAAAGCAGGCAAGUGGUGUUAAAAUCCUGGCCAAGGCCCUGUAAAAACUUCAGUGCCUUCAACAAUGGAGAUUUCUCUCUUUUUGGAUUGUUCUGCUACUUUUAAUCUUAAUGGUUAAAUGACUAUUUUAUAGAGCAACCUUAGUGAAAGAACCAUAAAAUAAUUCAAAACAGCGAUUAGCUAACCUAGUAAAAAAGAAGGAUUAAAAUGAAAAGCACAAUAUAGUAAGGACUCCUUACCUGAAAUGCAGCAGUACUCAGACACUCACUGCUCUCCACAAAAAUGUAGAACUCACGUUACUUUCAGAUACAGCAGUCAAAGAAAUCAAACUUCAGUCUUAGUCUCUUGGUGUAGUGUACCAAAGGAAAUCUGCUUCUAGGAAUUUACAUAACGAACCUUGUGUUUCAGUUAAAAUCAAUUUUUAAUAACUGACCUUGUUUCCAAAAGAAUUUUAAGUUCAGACUUCAAACAGUGAUAAAAAAGUCUGCAUUUGGUGUUCAGUUCUCAGUUUCCACCUGUAUGGAAACCUAAAUCUGGGUGAACUGUAAAUACAACUUGGGAUACUGUAAACAGCCAACUAAUACAUCUGUUCUCAAACAGGAAAACCUUACAGUUUCCUGCAGAACUCCAAGAACACUCCCAGCAGAGCAGUCCAGGUGUCCCAGCUGGGGCUGCAGGCACUCCAGGUUACACAGAACACUUUGGAAGUGCUGUUCUGCAGGCCUGCACAGCUUUGUCCCCAAGGCACAAAGUGUCUGUUGCUGCCUUAGGGCAGAAGGACAGCACCUGCACAUCACACCAACAAUGGCAGCAGGAGGGAGCCGGCCUCUCUGCAUGCCCUGCAGCAAGCAGAGUUGGUAUUUCACUGCUGCACCACUUACAACUACUGCUGACAUGGGACAAUGGAAGCAAUUCUUAGUGCACUGAACAAAAAAUACUUUGACCUCACAAGGGUUUCUUCAGUUUCUAAGUCAUGAUUCUCUUUGUUAUUCUGAAUGGUAAAAAUAACUGCCCAUGUCAGUUAUUAUAAUGUUCAGCAUUUCAUAGCAAUGGAUUGCCACUACUGCCAAGAUAUUAAAUUACUUUACCAAAAUGAGAAAAAUACACUGCAUGUAAGCAAACUGAAAAAAAAGUUUAGAAAUUCAGUUCUUGUCUAACCUUUCCCUUCAUUUUUGUUAUUCAGAGAAGAGUUUGCUUUCUUGCUCUCAGGACUUAGUACAGAGGAGAAAUAAAAGUGCUGGAGAAGGGAGAGUGGAUUUCAGCAUGAGUGCUGCCAGCCUGAUUUGGGGUGGGUUUUUUUCUUAAAAAAACCACUGUCAUCUGCUCUGUAUAAUGUGUGUUUCACCCCAGUGUGAAAUUACAGUGGUCAGAAUAAUUCUGAAUUCCUUUUACAAUGGCAGCCAAGUACUAUUGCUUACAGGCGAGGUGAGGAGAGAAAUGGCAAGGGAUGUUUUUCCUAAAGUCUUUAAUGAAUCAUUGUCUUAACUUACACAUCAGACCUGUAAAAUCUGAAGAUUGGGAUGUUGCAUCUCCAUGGAAAAUGCUGAAAGAGCGAAAGUGAAGUUAGGCAAAAAUAAAACAGGUUUUAGUUUGGGGUUGGUUGGUUUGUUUGUUUUACCUGUGAAUCUUUAUGUACCGCUUGCUGUGCAUUGAAGAGUUUGCAGCUACAUCUCUCUAUGUGAAAUGGACUUAAAUGCUCAAUGAAUAUUUUAUCAGGCUUUCAUUUAUGCCAAGUUUCAUUUCUUCAGUUUUCCUGGAUAUAAGACCUUGAAGAGCCUGCUGAAUAUCUGAGAUAAAAUCAUCCAAGUGAAGACAUGCUUGAGUACAUCGGUUUAAAUAGAACAGAUUUUCACCAAACUGUACAGUCUUACUGGCAUUGAGGUAGAAAAAAAACUGCUCUCUAAAGCCGAAAAAAGGGAAGUGAAACGUAUAGCCUGAUUGUUACCAUCUGUAGUACACAUCUAAGAACAUCUAAAAGCUUCUCCAAAAUUCUGAAUGCAGUUAAUACCCCAACCCAACACAAUCUUCCUCUUUAGAAAGCAAAUGCGAGAUGCAUCAGAAAGGUGAAGGGACAGGUAGACACAAGGACACAGCCAAUGCUGUGGGCAGAUAGCCUAAAGGGCAGCAUUAACUGAGUGCUCCUGCACCUCAGUGCCUGUUCUGACUCAGCCCAGACCCAGGUAAGGCAGCAAAACCCCAGGUCAAACACCCUUGGUGGGCCCUAGGUCACUGCCUUGCAGCACGGGACACUCAGAGCUGUUUCUCACAGCUUGGGGUCAGGUUACCUGCAUGGCUCUUUGUGGCUCAGGGCAUCUUCUGUGGAGUUCUAAUGCUAUGACAGAGGCUCAGUUCCUCUGGCAUGGCGAGGGGCAGGGGAAUUCUGCCACUCGGAACAGCUCUGCAGUUUGGCUUGGAGUCAGGCUUUGGCUCUUCAGCUUUUGAAAGGCUGGAGGUGUCCAGCAGGACAGGUGUCCCCUCCCAGAGCCUGAGUCAGACUGCGAGGCUGACGUGGCUGUGCACUGGGUUUCAAUUACAGCCUCAUCAAAACUAGGCACGCCUGAGGUUUUUUUGCUGCUUAUAGUAGAUACCUAUUAUUAUAGUUCAGAAAACAGUAAAAAUGCAGUUUUCUUGAUCCCAGGGUGGAGUGAAGGAGCCCUAGAGUCUUCCACAGCUGAUUUGAGGAAGCAGCAGCAGGGGGCAGGAGGAGGAGGUAACUGUUCUGUUUCCACAGGAGGGGAAAGGCCAGCUGAGUUCUAGUGCUCACCUCAGCAUUCUCCCUGUUCCACACUACACACACUGAAGUCGCAAUAAAGAACAGCUGAAGUUUUGUAGCAUCCUUCCUGGAUGGAAGUUUCUUCAAGAGGCCUUCUCCCUGCCAUGCAAACAAGAAUUUAUUUGCUGGCCAACCUGCCACCCCUCCUCACAUGCCUCUAUUACCCAGCAACUUGAAAAUAGUGGAGCAGUUACACACAUUGCAGUCACUGUGAGACUUCAGGGAAGAAGCUUCCCUGAAGCCCAUUACCAUCUGCCACAGAACCAGAACCAUCUUUUUCUUUGUCGUAGUGGUGUUACUAUGCCAGUGCUGGAAAAGGGACUGUUAGGGUAGGGAGAAAAAAAGGUUAUUCAAAACUUUCAAGAAGCUGUCAGGAUUAUGGUGAUGUCAGCUGUUCUAGACAGCAACAGAUAACUGAAAUUUCCUGUGUGUGUGCGUGCAGAGGUGUGUCUGUGUAUAACCAGUCCUCAGGUUAGCAUAAAAGAAAGAAGUUCCUAGGAAGCUGUGUCUCCUCCUGCUCCAGAGAACACUGUGACAGUAUCCAGCAGUGAGGUGUGGCCAGGGCCUUCCUCCAUCUGCCCCUGAGCUAAGGCUGCCCCUCAGGGCAGCUUCCCUGGGAAAGGGGUGCACGGCAGAGGCGUUGGGAGUGUGGGACAGGAACUCUGAGCAAAACCUUCCCCACAGCGUGCAGCUUUGGGAAAUUGUUUGUUUCACGUGUGUAGAUGUAUAAAGAAGUGUUUGAAAUUUGGGGGUCAGCAUUGGGGGUGCAUUGAAGUUAACAUCAAAGUGGGUGACAGCAGCUGUGCUGCAGGGCCAAGGCUGCUGAGGGGCUGUGCCCAGCUUCUGAUUCAGUCCGUACAUCCCAGUCCCCAAACACACCCACCUACCCUCUGCAAGCACCCCGUGGCUGCUGGAGACUGGCAGCCCUUUCUAGAAAGUUCACGUGCUGCAGUGUGGAAUGAACUUUUAGAGGCCAUCUGGUAGAUUUUACACCUUUUCUUGGGGAAUUGAGAUAAUUUCACUUUGCCAUCGCACAUAUGUGUGCAUUCAACCAGAUAUCCUAAUUUUAUUAUUUUUCUUCAUUUCCAGAGAGCAGCAGUGUGUGUUGUAUUAACUGGAAGAUUUUUCUGCCAGUUCAGAGGUGUUUCCAAAUUGCAACUAAAUCCAGCCUCUUGGCUGUAUUUUUUAUUUCUGCCUUAUUUUUAUUUGUGUUACACAAUCAGAAUGAAGACAGACAAAAAUAACACACCUCUCUCACCUGAUCAAUUUUUUUUUUAUCUGGGAAAGAGAGAAGUCCUGGAACCUAAUACUCCCAUUUGUAAAUAUGUACCUUGCCCAAGGCUCUGGGGUUGGGCUGGAUGGCAAAGGACAGGAUCACUCUGCCACUCAACCCACAGACAGCCCUUCAGAGAACUGGCUUCAGUGCUUUUUCACAAAUGUUUCAGCAAAGGGGAUGUUUAGAAGAUGAAGUGUGAAGGCUCUCCCAUUUUGAAGAGUAAUCCUACUAUUUCUCCAUCCCAGCCAUGGGGAGCUUCCUCAUGUUUC